AUGUAUCGGUCAACGAAAGGAGCAUCUAAGGCGCGUAGGGAUCAAAUCAAUGCGGAGAUUCGCAACCUGAAGGAUCUUCUCCCUAUCACCGACACAGACAAAGCUAGGUUGUCCUAUCUACACAUCAUGUCGCUUGCCUGCAUGUACACCAGAAAGUCGCUAUUCUUCUCCCAAGACACUUCAUGCGACCAGAGCAGCGGUUUCAUGUCGUUCCACGAGCUGUCAGAGCUGAUCCACGAGCUGGCUGGGUUCAUGGUGGUCGUGACAGGAGAAGGAAAGCUUCUGUAUUUGUCAGAAAACGUCAUAGACCACCUCGGUCUCUGUAUGGUGGACCUAAUUGCUCAGAGUGACAGUGUGUAUGAUAUCGUUGAUCCCAGUGACCACUUUGUUAUGAGAAGCAACCUUGCACCAGCUGUCACUGGAGAUAAAGACCGACUGUUCCGAUGUGACUUUAACACCUCCAAGUUCAUCCGGAGGCAGAGUACAGGGAACAAGACCAUGCUGGUCAGGGCUCGCUGCCUGGCCCCGCCCAGCCCUGGCUCCUCCUACUGCACUUCCACCCCUGUAUGGGUGUGCUUCUGCACCCCCCUGAGGCUCAAACCCAGCGCACACACCACUCCGGGGGGCCCCCCUCUAACUCCCCCGCCGGAGCACUCCUUCUUUCUAGCCUCGUUCCACUCUCAGCACCUCCGGGACAUGACGGUUUGGGAUGCCCAGGACAGUGUGACGGUGUACCUGGGAUAUGAUGUGGAAGCUCUUCGCUCGCGGUCCUGGUACAGCCUCCUCCAUCCCAGAGAUCUCUCCCAUGCCUCCACACAGCACUGUGCCCUGUUGAGUGAGGGUGUGGACAAGCAGGUGGAGAUGGUGGUGCAGGUGGAGACAGCUGAGCACUCCUGGGUCUGGCUCUACAUGGUCCUCCAGAUGGGGGGUGGGGAGCACCCCAUCACCUGCAACAACUAUGUCAUCAGUGAGUCAGAGGCAUGGUCCUUGCGCCAGCAGCUGAGUUUGGAACAACAGAGUCACAGUUCUGGUUAUUACAGUUCUGGUGACUGCAUGCCCCGCCACUCGGCUCUGUCCAGCCCAGACCAGGUGUUCACUCCCAGCAGCAGUGGCUUGUCGGCCCAGUCCUUCGACUUCACCACAGCCCAGUCUGGUUCAAGCUUCUCUGACGAGGUCAUGCAGCCAGCUGAUCAGCAUCCCCCCUCCAGGAUGUCAUCUCGGGAGGAAGAGAGCUUGAUACUUGGACGACAGCAGUGGAACAGCUCUGUCUCUCCCUCCACUUCCUCCUCCCUCUGUUCUCCACAAACCCCCAUGAGCGGAGACUAUUCUAUUGGCGUAGACCAUUUCAGUAGCGUCCAAUCGACGCCUUUUAACUGCAUGGCGGUGGGCGGGGCUACGAUGGCUGCCAGGGCAGCAACUAGGAAAACCAUGAACGAGACGGCGGAGGACGAGCUGAUGGACACGUCUGAGUUUCCUGUGUCCGCCUCUCUCGCUGCCUCCCAGGAGCCUGCCUCUGUCCUGGACCAUCCCGCCCGCCCCCACACCGUGCCCCAUGCUCAGUUCCUCAUGGAGGAACUGGUCGCCAUGGAUCAAGUGUUUGAGGCAGAUGUCUCUAUUUCCCCAUUUUGGGGUAACAACCUGAGUUGUAUCAACUCCCACUCAACUACCUUGGCUUCACGAAGCUUCCGCCAAGGAGGAAGCCUGCGUGACCCUGCGUUCUAA
Messenger RNA from Hypomesus transpacificus, 1722 nucleotides. RefSeq names its product neuronal PAS domain-containing protein 4B-like. Gene Ontology annotation, biological process: regulation of transcription by RNA polymerase II. Bases 1 to 1722 code for a protein of 573 amino acids. Gene Ontology annotation, molecular function: RNA polymerase II transcription regulatory region sequence-specific DNA binding; DNA-binding transcription factor activity, RNA polymerase II-specific; protein dimerization activity. Lineage: Eukaryota; Metazoa; Chordata; Actinopteri; Osmeriformes; Osmeridae. The transcript is spliced from 9 exons. The record is from RefSeq and is a predicted model, not a curated record.